Molecule: messenger RNA, 2252 nt
Organism: Xenopus tropicalis (tropical clawed frog)
Lineage: Eukaryota; Metazoa; Chordata; Amphibia; Anura; Pipidae
Gene: tmem248
Product: transmembrane protein 248
Cellular component (GO): membrane
Source: RefSeq, marked provisional
CACACAUACACAUACACACCAUUACCAGCCAUGCACCGUUCAGGUACCCCGACACUGUCACUCAUAUUCACUGUCUGAGAGCAUGAGCCCGGGAACAAGUCGGCACCAGUAAAGGCCUGCGCAGGGUAUUUGGGCCACAAUGAUUCUGAUUUUGCAUCCCCUGGAGAACUUGAAGUCCUACAUCAGUAGCCGGCCACCUCUGGUGAUUUUCAUGGUUAGUGUAAGUGGAAUGGCCAUAGCCUUCCUGACACUUGGUUAUUUCUUCAAAAUGAAAGAGAUCAAGUCACCGGAGAUGACUGAGGACUGGAACACCUUUCUCCUGAGGUUUAACAAUCUUGACUUGUGUGUAUCUGAGAAUGAAACUUUAAAACAUUUUUUGAAUGAAACCACCCCUCCUGAAAGCACAGUAACUUCUGGUCAAGCAAGGUCAUCCACACAAACUCCACAAGCUCUAGAAGACUCUGGACCCAUAAAUAUUUCUGUGGCAAUUACCUUAACUUUAGAUCCACUAAAACCCUUUGGAGGAUAUUCCCGUAACAUCACGCACCUGAGCUCUACAAUUUUUGGCCAUCAGAUUGGUCUUUCAGGCAGAGAUUCCCAUGAAGAGAUGAAUAUUACGUUUACUUUGCCUGCUGCAUGGAACUCUGAUGACUGUAUUGUCCAUGGGCACUGUGAACAGGUGGUAUUUACUACAUGUAUGACUGUCACAGCAGCAUCCAGUGUGUUUCCAGUCACAGUUCAGCCUCCUCACUGUAUUCCUGAGACAUACAGCAAUGCUUCUUUGUGGUACAAAAUCUUCACCACUGCUCGUGACUCAGGGACAAAGUAUGCACAAGAUUAUAAUCCCUUCUGGUGUUACAAGGGAGCAGUCGGCAAGGUGUACCAUGCUUUAAAUCCCAAACUCACAGUGAUUGUUCCAGAGGAUGACCGUUCGCUUAUAAACCUGCACCUGAUGGACACAAGUUACUUCCUUUUUGUGAUGGUCAUCACCAUGUUCUGUUAUGCAGUGAUUCGAGGAAGACCAAGUAAACUAAGACAAAGCAACUCUGAGUUCAGCCCUGAAAAGGUUGCCCUGUCUGAUGCAUAACCUUCCCAUUUUUUACUGUGAGCAGAUAAAUGUGGAGUCAUUGCUUGUUGACGCCACUUGAAGAAUCUGGCCUCCUUUGGGGAAGGAGAAUCCUCUUGCAAUGUUGGUUUGUUCCAACCAAAGACAUUUCAAGUGCCUGUAACUGAUUUGUACAUAUUUAUAAAUAGGUACAUUUAAAGAGGCUUGAUGCACAUACCCUGCAUUGCAGGAAUUUGUAUGUUACACCUUGUACCUGUGGACUAGCUGUCUUUUACUUGUGUAGAUAUGUUUAGUGGCCAGGUAGGAUGGAUGGUGAAAACCUUCUGCAAGGUGGCAAUGAAAGAAGACAAGGACCAUGUUUUUCCCAGUGUCUCUAGCAAAACUGCAGUUUUCUGUUUCUGUAGCAGGUAAAAUAAAUUGCUACCAAAAGGUAAAACAUACAUUGCUUAAUCAAAGAGGUCAUCUGUUCUUCAAAAAGAUGUUCCAUAUACAUUAGGAACCCAUCUAUUUGAAAGACAUCUUAUUGCAUUGCCUAUUAAUUUAUGUUAAAUAACAUCCAGAAUGCCCUCAUUUAAAUUUGGAAACCGACCUAGGAUAAUAUGGUUUUACUGGCAUUCAGUUAUAUUUAGGCACUUGGCUACAAAAACAGUAGUUCUGCCAGCUUUACAUUCUACGUAGAGAGGCUUUCAGUGGGUAAAUGGAUAAUUCUGGUUUCCAGUCUGUACAUAAUAUGUUCCCAUUAUUAUGGCAUCAGAGUAAAAUUAUACUGAAGAGUCUCAAGUUUUGCUAUGAAAGCUUAAAAUGGGUAUAAUGGCACAGUUUCCUCAGCACCAGAAGAUGUAAUUUAGAGCUGAGAGUUCAGGGCUCCUGCUCUAAAGAACCACCAGAAUCAGAUGGUUCAUUCUGAACAUGGUACCAGUAGGUAUUUAGUAAGAUAAUUUUUACUUGGCUGGGUGUCGGUAGGUCCUACUGAAAAAUGUUUCUUUCAUAGUCACUCCAAGUUCAUCUGUAAGAUCUUCAAUGUUUCAUCAUUUACAUGACAAAUCAUUGCUGCUUUUUUUGUUUCCAGUGCAUAUGAUUCCAUGACACAUUUGUUUGAAUUGAAAUUGGAUUGCUUAGAUAUGUUGCUCUCCAGGUUCAUAUGAAAUGCUGUUUGGUUUCUGAAUAAAUCUAUCCUGCUACUGUG